Molecule: messenger RNA, 303 nt
Organism: Melampsora larici-populina 98AG31
Lineage: Eukaryota; Fungi; Basidiomycota; Pucciniomycetes; Pucciniales; Melampsoraceae
Exons: 2
Coding region: 1-303 (100 amino acids)
Source: RefSeq, a predicted model, not a curated record
AUGACAUCAUGGAUGAUCGAACAAAGUGGAUGUAUUGCAUCAUUAAUUCUAAUUACAGUCACGGGAUUAGAAGAUUAUAAAGAACACAGCCUUCAUCACUGGGGUAUGGCAGUUUGGAAGUUCGGCUCAAACAUAUCAAGUCAGAGUAAAAGGCAAGACCCACCCUACAAGUCAAAGACCGAACAGAUGCUGCAGAAUGAGAAAACGAUUCAUGAAAAUAAAAAGAUGCAAAAGUAUUCACCUUUCAAGACAUCCACUCUGACGGUUUGCGGUGUGAUGAAGCUUGAGGUCGAUGAAGCUUGA